AUGAGUUCGAGCAUACUGCUGCCCAAGGCUGCCGCGAAAACAGCUGUUAUUGUUGCUCCUGUGAGGGGCGCGGUGCCGAUAUGUCGUCGUCAGCAGCGCAUCAGAUUGCCAUCGGCGGGGUAUAGCACCGCAGCUUCUACGAGAGCGAGACUUCCCAAGACGAGGGGAGGAGGAGUGCAGUAUGUGGUUGUUCAACCUAGGUCCUUCCACACCACCCGCCCCCAGCUCGCAACCCCAAAGGACCCCUACGGCACCCUCGGCGUGUCCAAGUCAGCCUCCCAAUCCGACAUCAAAAAAGCCUACUACGGCCUCGCGAAAAAGUUCCACCCCGACACGAACAAAGACCCAACCGCAAAGGACAAGUUCGCCGAGAUUCAGAGCGCCUACGAGAUCUUGAGCGACCCCAAGAAGAGGGAGCAGUUUGAUCAGUUUGGCGCUGCUGGGUUUGAUCCCUCUGGCCAGCCUGGUCCGGGAGGAGCUGGGGGUCACCCGUUUGGUCAGGGACAUCCUUUUGGUGGUGGUGGGUUCGGUGGUCAAGGCGGGUUUGGGAGCAACAUCAACUUUGAGGAUUUAUUCUCGAGCUUUAUGGGAGGUGGUGGUGGACCUUUUGGUGGGGGGAGAGGGGGUAGAGGGGGAGGGGGCCCGUUUCAGCAGCAGGAGAUUAUUCAGGGGGAUGAUAUCGAGGUGCAGGUUAAUGUCAGCUUUAUGGAGGCGGCCAAGGGGGCGAGCAAGACGAUUACUAUUUUGCCGCUGACGAGCUGCAGGACUUGCAGCGGGAGCGGGCUGAAGGAGGGGACGCAGAAGGCUACUUGCAAGGCUUGUGGGGGGUCGGGGACGAGGGUGCAUUUUAUGAGUGGGGGGUUCCAGAUGGCGAGCACGUGUGGGAGCUGUGGGGGGAGUGGGACGGCUAUUCCCAAGGGGGCUGAGUGUAGGAGUUGUUCUGGGGAGGGGGUGACGAGGGAGAGGAAGAGUAUUAGCGUUGAUAUCCCCGGGGGGAUUGAGGAUGGGAUGAGGUUGAGGGUCAGUGGGGAGGGUGAUGCGCCGGCGAUGGGUAGGGCUAGCACAUCUGAUGCGAGGGGGACGCAGGGGGAUUUGUAUGUGUUGGUGAGGGUGGCCAAGGAUCCAAAGUUUACGAGGCAGGGGUCGGAUAUUCUUUAUACGGCUUCGAUCCCGUUGACUACGGCGUUGUUGGGUGGCGAGGUUACCAUCCCAACACUGGAGGGGGAUGCCAAGGUCAGGAUUGGGACGGGGACGAACACUGGAGACAAGAUGACGCUCGCGGGCAAGGGUAUGCCGAGGUUGGGAGGGAGGAGAGGGGGGAUGGGCGAUUUGAAGGUGGAAUUUAGGGUCACGAUGCCAAAGUAUCUGUCUGCGAACCAGAGGACGCUGGUCGAGAUGCUGGCGGAUGAGAUGGGCGACAAGACGGCGAAGCGGAUUAUGAAUUUGCAUAAGACGUGAGAGAACCUUUCUGCACUCCCUUGGAUUUGGACAACCUGCUUAAAUUACAUCUUGUUUUGUGGUUUUAGGUCGGAUAGUUCAUCAGCAGAGUCGCACAAGAACGAGGGGUUCCUCAAGUCGCUUUGGCACAAUCUCACCAACAACCCGGAGCACAUGCGCGAGAAGGAGAACGACGAGGUGAACAAGAAGGAUGGUUCUUCUUCCGAGAAGAAGUAAAAACACAGCGAAAACAAUACGACGACAAGGUUACGGAACUACGAGUGAAAAAUAGUGUACGAUUCUUUCGGAGUGUUUUUCCUUGAAGUUGUAAACUGCACAACAAAACUACGAACAUUCGAUGGAU
This is a messenger RNA of Podospora pseudocomata, 1801 nucleotides long. It is a transcript of the gene MDJ1, whose product is annotated as mdj1 protein precursor. Gene Ontology annotation, cellular component: cytoplasm. Lineage: Eukaryota; Fungi; Ascomycota; Sordariomycetes; Sordariales; Podosporaceae. Gene Ontology annotation, molecular function: heat shock protein binding; ATP binding. Bases 1 to 1458 code for a protein of 485 amino acids. Gene Ontology annotation, biological process: protein refolding; response to heat. The transcript has 2 exons. The record is from RefSeq and is a predicted model, not a curated record.